AUGAUGGGAUAUGAAAAGAAUGAUUAGCAAGUAGAGACAUUGAUUGGAAUAAUAUUAAUGAUAUCUGUUGCAAUUUGUUCAUCAAUAAUAUAAGUGCUAAUUAAUACAUUGGCAAAAUAUGUAUACAUUUUAUCAUAAUUUAGGUAAACUAAUUAGUAAUUCUAUAAUAUUUUUGUAUAAUAACUAUUGGAGCAAAAUCUAUGAAUUUAUUCAUCUUUCCAUCUAAAUAAUGGGUUAUUCCAAAUAAUUUUGUAACAACUAUGCUAAUAAUGAUUGGGGUUACUUCAUAUAUUACAUAGUUAUUGAUGAAUAGAGCAUAUAUCAAAAGGGAAAUAUCUAUGUUAGGUUAAUCAUAAGUUAUUUUUGGAUAUAUAAUAGAUUUAUUUAUGGGAACAAAUAUGACUAUUUUUAGUAGUUUAGGUAAAGAAGAAAUAAAUAUCUGA
Molecule: messenger RNA, 443 nt
Organism: Paramecium pentaurelia
Lineage: Eukaryota; Ciliophora; Oligohymenophorea; Peniculida; Parameciidae
Source: the annotation of a GenBank genome assembly